UUUUCUUCAGCGAGGCGGCCGAGCUACAGACGCAAACAUGCAGAUCUUUGUGACGACCCUCCCGGGCAAAACCAUCACCCUUGAGGUCGAGCCCAGUGACACCAUUGAGAACGUCAAAGCCAAAAUUCAAGACAAGGAGGGUAUCCCACCUGACCAGCAGCGUCUGAUAUUUGCCGGCAAACAGCUGGAAGAUGGCCGCACUCUCUCAGGCUACAACAUCCAGAAAGAGUCCACGCUGCACCUGGUGUUGCGCCUGCGAGGUAGCAUUAUUGAGCCUUCCCUCCGCCAGCUUGCCCAGAAAUACAACCGCGACAAGAUGAUCUGCCGCAAGUGCUACACUCGCCUUCACCCUCGUGCUGUCAACUGCCACAAGAAGAAGUGUGGCCAUACCAACAACCUGCACCCCAAGAAGAAGGUCAAAUAAGGCUCUUCUUUCCUUGAAGGGCAGCCUCCUGCCCAGGCCCUGUGGCCCUGGAGCCUCAAUAAAGUAUCCCUUUCAUUGACUGGAGCAGAAAAAAAAAAAAAAA
Molecule: messenger RNA, 527 nt
Organism: Chlorocebus sabaeus (green monkey)
Lineage: Eukaryota; Metazoa; Chordata; Mammalia; Primates; Cercopithecidae
Source: RefSeq, a predicted model, not a curated record